Molecule: messenger RNA, 672 nt
Organism: Lontra canadensis (Northern American river otter)
Lineage: Eukaryota; Metazoa; Chordata; Mammalia; Carnivora; Mustelidae
Gene: LCN9
Product: lipocalin 9
Exons: 7
Coding region: 21-593 (190 amino acids)
Molecular function (GO): odorant binding; small molecule binding
Source: RefSeq, a predicted model, not a curated record
CGGUACUAUCUCCUGCCAAGAUGAAGCUGCUGUUGCUGGGUCUGGGGCUGAUUCUAGUCUGUGCCCACGAGGAAGGAAAUGAUGUUGUGAGAAGCAACAUCGAUGAUUCGAAGAUUUCAGGAUAUUGGUAUUCCAUUCUCUUGGCCUCCGAUGUCAGGGAAAAGAUAGAAGAAGGUGGCAGCAUGAGGGUUUUUGUGAAACACAUCGAAGUCCUGAGCAACUCUUCUCUGCUCUUUAACAUGAGUACAAAAGUGGACGGAAAGUGUACUGAGAUUUCUGUGCUUACUAACAAAACAGAAAAGGAUGGUGAAUAUAGUGUUGUGUAUGAUGGAUACAAUGUAUUUAGCAUUGUUGAAACAGACUACACUGGCUAUAUUGUGUUUCAUCUUGUGAAUAUCAAGGAGGAGCACACAUUCCAACUGAUGAAGCUCUAUGCCCGAGAACCAGACGUGAGUGAAGAAGUCAAGAAAAGGUUUGUGAAAUAUUGCCAAAAACAUGGAAUUGUUGAGGAAAACAUAAUCGACCUGACCAAAGUUGAUCGCUGUCUCCACACCCAGGGGAGUGAAGAGGACCAGGACUCCAGUGCUGAGUGAAUGCUUCCUCAUCUGGGCUCCAGGAUCUUCCCUUGCAUGGUCCCCACGCCAUCUAGUAACAAGUUCUGGGACCUGAUUU